UACGUUCACCAAGAACCCUUGUUUGGCAGGUGGAAAGUAGAGAUCUCGAGAGCUGCAUCAGCUGAGGAAGUGGGGGAAGAGAAGCCAAGCCAAGCACAGCACCACUGAAAAGAUCUUCAGCUUGAUCUAGCGGCAUCACCCCAGCAACCAGAAACUGCAAUCAAAAGACGAGGGCUGCAGCGGGGCAGGUGAAAGUGCAGCUCCUUACCUUUGGACAGAAGGCAGCCAAAUAAUUAUGCAGAGCAGAAGAGAAUAUCUGACCGAUGUAGCCAAAGGGUGGGAAAGGGACGUGUCCUUCCAUUAACAGGAAUGUGCCACAGUUUAUGCACUGGAAAGGGGAGUGCCAUGAGAGCUACUGAAAAGACUAUUUCUGCGGUUGUGUAUCUGUGUGGUUUUGCUCCUCUGCUGGGGCUGAAUUAGGUGGUACAGACCCCUUGGCCCAUCAGGUGUUGGAUAAAUAUUACUCUUUUUGUUUCCUGUACAAGGCUUACCUGAACUGAAAGACACAGCAGGUCUUUUUCAGAGAUACAAAGAAACUGAGAGAAUCUCCUGCCUUUCCCUUCGGCACCAGCCUGCUGUACCAUGGGAUGUAGGCAAAGCUCUGAGGAGAAAGAGGCCGCGCGGCGGUCCCGGCGCAUCGACCGCCACCUGCGCUCUGAAAGUCAGCGGCAGCGAAGGGAGAUCAAGCUCCUGCUCCUGGGUACCAGCAACUCUGGCAAGAGUACGAUAGUCAAGCAGAUGAAAAUCAUUCACAGUGGCGGCUUCAACCUGGAGGCCUGCAAGGAGUACAAGCCCCUGAUCAUCUACAACGCCAUCGACUCCCUCACGCGGAUCAUCCGGGCUCUGGCCACGCUCAAGAUAGAAUUCCACAAUCCCGACCGAGCCUAUGAUGCCGUGCAGCUUUUUGCCCUGACGGGCCCGGCCGAGAGCAAGGGCGAGAUCACCCCAGAGCUCCUGGGGGUCAUGAAGCGGCUGUGGGCAGACCCCGGUGUGCAGGAGUGUUUCUGUCGCUCCAACGAGUACCACCUGGAGGACAACGCUGCCUACUACCUGAACGACCUGGAGAGGAUUGCGGCGCUGGACUACAUCCCUACUGUGGAAGAUAUCCUCCGUUCCCGGGACAUGACCACGGGCAUUGUAGAAAAUAAGUUUACCUUCAAAGAGCUGACUUUCAAAAUGGUGGAUGUGGGUGGGCAGCGGUCGGAGCGCAAAAAGUGGAUCCACUGUUUCGAGGGGGUUACAGCAAUAAUUUUCUGUGUGGAGCUGAGCGGCUACGACUUGAAGCUCUAUGAGGAUAACCAAACAAGUCGAAUGGCAGAAAGUUUGCGUCUCUUUGAUUCCAUCUGCAACAACAAUUGGUUUAUCAACACUUCCCUCAUCCUCUUUUUGAAUAAGAAAGAUCUGCUGGCAGAAAAAAUCAGGCGCAUCCCCCUAACAGUCUGCUUUCCUGAGUACAAAGGGCAAAACACUUACGAGGAGGCAGCAGUCUACAUCCAACGCCAGUUUGAGGACUUGAAUCGCAACAAGGAGACCAAGGAGAUCUAUUCUCACUUCACCUGCGCCACUGAUACCAGUAACAUCCAAUUUGUGUUCGAUGCAGUGACAGAUGUCAUCAUUCAGAACAAUCUCAAAUAUAUUGGCCUCUGCUAAGAAUCCUUGGGCUUAAUCUGUUACCUGAAGUGAUUAAAAAAAAGCGGCUAACCACCUCCACUUCUAGUGGAAAAAAUGGGGCAAUGCUUAGAAACCCAAGGAGAGAAAAGGGGAAAUCUGAUGUAUGCACACAGAUCCUCUUAUGCCCACUUAACCUGCCACAUUAUCUUUCACAAAUAGAUAUUUUGGAGAUUAAAAGCCUCCUCUCCACAAAAUACAGCUCACUCCUGCCCCCUUCCCUAAAAACGUAAAUCCCAAACAGUAACAAAAAAGAGAUAGAGGCCUAACUCUGUGGAGAAGUUUUCACCACAGUCACUGCACUUUUAUUCCAUUUGUUUCAUUCCAUUUCCUACAGUGGGAGUGUUAUCAUAUUCUGUGUAAGAAAUAAUUCUUCAUCCAGUUGUCCUAAAAAUCAUUUUAUUGACAAGAAGAUAUAAAGCUGGUGAGUAAGAGAUGAACUCCUUUGCAGGGGGUGGAGCAGAAUGGUUGUGUUGGGGAGAAAAGCUAGUGCAAAUCUGAAGCUACAGAACAGCAGAGUUUAACCAAAACAUUACACAGUUGUAAAGAAUGGGAAUGAAUUCACAGUACUGGGACGCAGAGCCCGGCAGGAUAAACACACACACAAUGUAUACACAUGCACAUGAGUCACGGCAUAUACUAUGUAUACACUUCUGCUUUACUUUACUGUUUAUCAUGGACACCUUGCCUGUCUAAGGAAUUGUUGGUGCAUAACUGUUCUGUGAUUUCCAACCUGACUAGCAGCCCUUUCUGCUCUUUAAGGCUUCAAAAUAUGCAGCAAAACUACAUAAAAUGAGUCUAUGAAUAGGCCAAAUCAAGGUCAGUGUUUCUUCUACUGGUAAAGAGUUUUAUACAUCAAAACAGUCUUCUUUUACAUCUUUUUUUGCCAAAUCUUGUGGUGUUUCACAAAAAAAACAAACUCUAUAUUUAAGAAGUAGAUUAGUGUUCCUUUUUUAAUACAGAUACGAAAAAAUCACAAGGCGUUUUUUUAAUUAUUGUUGUAGUGUCUGGAUUGCUGAGUGUGAAAGUUGCCAACGGACAAUUCUGUUCCACUGCUCCCAACAACUCCUGGGAAAUACUGUAAUAUUGUAAUAGAUUUCCCAAGAAGCAGGAGCCAUUGAGAUUGUGUAGUAUAUAGCCUCCAAAGUCUUUUUUUUCUUUUUUUUUAAUUAUUUAAAAAAUGUGAUGUAUUAUUAGAAGGUUAAAGAUGAGCGAUAUGAACAAUAACUAAAUGUCUUGAUAUUUCAAUUUAAUAAAUUAUUUACAGUUUAGUGAAGUUAAGGAAACUGAGAGAUGCAUUCCUCAGCUCCAGGUUUCAUCUCAUAAAGAAACACUACUGGAUGGAGUAACAUUCCGGCAAAAUUAAAGUCUGAAUGUGUAAGAAGCUCUGUGGGACUAUACUGGAAAAUCUCAAAUGGAUCAUAUAGACCUAAGUCUUUGGUCAGUUGAUUCUUUCCCCUGCCAUAGAAAAGACUUCUUAAAGACUUGAGUGUAAAGUUGGUGUGUAAA
Molecule: messenger RNA, 3177 nt
Organism: Nothoprocta perdicaria
Lineage: Eukaryota; Metazoa; Chordata; Aves; Tinamiformes; Tinamidae
Gene: GNAZ
Product: G protein subunit alpha z
Exons: 3
Coding region: 583-1650 (355 amino acids)
Biological process (GO): adenylate cyclase-modulating G protein-coupled receptor signaling pathway
Cellular component (GO): heterotrimeric G-protein complex
Molecular function (GO): GTPase activity; GTP binding; G-protein beta/gamma-subunit complex binding
Source: RefSeq, a predicted model, not a curated record